Exophiala spinifera is the source of this 990-nucleotide messenger RNA. RefSeq lists its product as uncharacterized. The record is from RefSeq and is a predicted model, not a curated record. The transcript has 2 exons. Lineage: Eukaryota; Fungi; Ascomycota; Eurotiomycetes; Chaetothyriales; Herpotrichiellaceae. The coding region runs from base 1 to 990 and encodes 329 amino acids.
AUGCCUUCAUUCGGCGACUUUGUUCACACACAAUUUGUACUUAAGAUCCCCAAGCCUUCAGCGUCCUUCACGUCAAAGACCGUCAUUAUUACUGGCGGCAAUAGCGGGUUGGGCAAAGAAGCAGCCAAACACAUUGUCCGUCUCGGUGCAAGCAAAGUUAUCCUGGCAUGCCGUAGCCAAUCCCGUGGCAAGAAUGCCAAACAAGAGAUCGAGGCUUUGUUGAAAUGUAGCCCCGAUAUCAUCGAAGUAUGGGAGCUCGACCUCGAAUCGCCCUCGUCCAUCAAGUCCUUUGUCGAGCGAGCCAAUGACCUUCCUCGCUUGGACGUGUUGAUCAACAAUGCCGGCAUACAGACCAUUAAGUUCAAAGUCGUCUAUGACACUGAGCGUUGUCUCGCAGUGAACGUCAUCGGCACUUUGUUGCUCGCUUUGCAAAUGAUCCCUAAGCUAAAGGAGUCGACGAGAACACAUGGAACCACACCGCACUUGACCUUCGUUGGAUCUGCCUUGUACGAUGCGGCAAAAUGGCCUGAAAACCACAGCGACGACAUCUUCGCCUGGUUCAAGGAGAAGUCGCACAUGGAUCCGAUGAAUCAGUACAAUCUCUCCAAGCUAUUGCUGAUGUUUGCAGUCAUCAAGCUGUCAGCUGCCGUCGACCCUGUUGAAACCUCCGAAACAAAUCCAAUCGUGAUCAACACUCUCGACCCGUUUUUCUGCAAGACAGGACUCGCAAGCGAGUUGACCGGUGUCAUCAAGGUCCUUUUCAAGAUCUUCGAGGCCAUCGCUGCACGUUCUUCCGAGGAAGGUUCACGUCUGGUGGUACAGGCUGCGUCGGCAGGCAGACAGACACAUGGCUUGUAUAUGAGGGCUGGGGCGGUGCAGGAGUAUGCACCAGUUGUACAAGAUGACAAGAGAGUAUCGUAUGUCUGGGACCUGCUAUGCAAGAAACUAGAGAAGUUACAGCCGGGAAUAUUGCAAAACAUAAAGUCAUGA